Messenger RNA from Seminavis robusta, 1575 nucleotides. NCBI's taxonomy places the organism in Eukaryota, Bacillariophyta, Bacillariophyceae, Naviculales, Naviculaceae. The record is from the annotation of a GenBank genome assembly.
AUGCUGCUGUCAGCUCUCCUGGUGAUUCUGGCAAGCCCCUCAACCGCCUUUGUAUUUCCUCCUGCUUCCGUCCAUAACCGAGUGCCAACUUCUACAUGUGUUGAUUUUGAUUUUGAAGCUGCAAGUCCAAGUAAAUCAUCCAUUAUUGGAAUUAAUAUGGUUCCUGCAUCUGACUCGGAGAUCACUGAAGAAGAAUCGGAAAUUUCUCUGGCAGAACUGGAUCCUGAGAUUGCCUCAUGGAUCGAUGCCGAAGAAAAACGGCAAAGAAAUGGUCUGGAGCUCAUUGCGUCCGAAAACUUUGUGAGCAGGGCCGUACGAACUGCUUUGGGGAGUUGCCUCACCAACAAGUACAGUGAAGGAGGAGUUGGGAAACGGUAUUAUGGAGGCAACGAGUUUAUCGAUAAAAUUGAAACAAUCUGCAUGGAGAGGGCACUGGAAUUGUACGGACUUGACUCGGACGAGUGGGGCGUGAAUGUCCAACCCUAUUCUGGGUCUCCUGCUAACUUUGCAGCUUACACGGCCCUCUUGUCCCCCCAUGAUCGCAUCAUGGGCCUCGAUUUACCAUCAGGGGGGCAUUUGACACAUGGAUUCCAAACUCCCAAAAAGAAAGUAUCCGCCACCAGCGUCUACUUUGAAAGCAUGCCAUACAUUGUUUCCUCUGAAACCGGAUACAUUGACUACGAUGAAAUGGAGCGUCGAGCAAAGAUGUUUCUUCCGAAACUAUUGAUUGCAGGAGGAUCUGCAUAUCCACGCGAAUGGGAUUACGCUCGUAUGAGAAAGAUUGCUGAUUCCAUUGGAGCAUUGCUCAUGGUAGAUAUGGCUCAUAUCAGUGGAUUAGUGGCCGGGGACGUGGCUGUGAGUCCAUUCCAAUACGCCGACAUUGUAACGAGUACAACCCACAAGACCUUGCGAGGGCCGCGGUCGGGCAUGAUUUUUGCCAAGAAACAGUACAUGGAUGACGUCAAUGCCGCUGUAUUUCCUUCGCUUCAAGGAGGACCACACAAUCAUCAAAUUGCAGCAUUGGCCAUCGCGCUCAAGGAGGCAAACAAACCAGAAUUCAAGGAGUAUGCAAAAGCCAUUCUAGCAAAUGCCGACGCCCUCGGACAGGGACUCCAAAAGAGAGGACACAUUCUGGCGACGGGAGGAACCGACAAUCAUCUACUCUUGUGGAACGUGAGGACUCUGGGUCUCACUGGGUCCAAAGUAGAAAAGGUUCUGGAGCUGGCAAGCAUGACAACCAACAAGAACAGCAUUCCUGGUGACACUUCUGCCAUUAAUCCCGGAGGCGUGAGAUUGGGGACCCCAGCACUCACUUCGAGAGGAUUGAAUGAACAAGACUUUGACCAUGUAGCAGACUUUCUUCACCGAGGAUGUCAGCUAGCCAUCGAAGCACAGGAUUCCAUUCUCGAGAGUCGGCAAGAGGAAGGAGGGGAAGCCGCGUCCAACAAAAAGGUGCUCAUGAAAGAAUUCCUGACCGAGCUGCAGGAGAACACAGACAUCAAAGGAAAGAUUGAGGCUCUCCGAGAUGAAGUGGAAUCAUUUGCAUGUCGAUUCGACAUGCCAGGAGAUUUGUGA